Molecule: messenger RNA, 5513 nt
Organism: Triplophysa rosa
Lineage: Eukaryota; Metazoa; Chordata; Actinopteri; Cypriniformes; Nemacheilidae
Gene: dtnbb
Product: dystrobrevin, beta b
Exons: 20
Coding region: 1231-3003 (590 amino acids)
Biological process (GO): synaptic signaling
Cellular component (GO): synapse; plasma membrane
Molecular function (GO): zinc ion binding
Source: RefSeq, a predicted model, not a curated record
UGCUCAGAGAAGCGCUCGCGCAGUGGGCGACUUCAUCCUAUACUGCAGUUCCUAAGAGCGACUCAAACGGAACGGUAACCACGGCACAAACGUGACGAUGGGGGAGCGCAGCCCUGCCAAAUUCUGGAUUAACGCCAUCGCGAUUGUCGGUCAAUAUUAGAGAAAACGAAUCGACGGAUAGCCUAGGUAUGAUGAAGAUUGUGAUACUCACGCGCACGAGCGCGUUGAUCGCUCUCAUCAGAUACUGAUGAUGGUCGCGCGACCUGCGUGAUUUCCUCCCGCUGGCGCUUCCUGGUUCCUUUACAUCACCUUAUCUGAGACCCAGCAAGCCUGACAGGUGAGUGAUAGAGUGCUUAAGAGUUUCCUUUGGACUGAAGUUAUUCAAAAUGAGUUUGCAGAAGAUGUGUUAUAGACGGUUUCAUCGGACGCACGCACCUGGCCCGAAGUUAACUUCCGGUUUGGUUAUAACAGUGAAUUAAAUUAAUAUUCAUUUAGAUUGAUAUAUUAUUGUAUACUGACUGUACUCAAUUAAAUUAAAACUUCUCAACAUUUUAAUGAUUUUUUUGCGGAGGACUACCGGAAGUUAAAGGGGUCAUAUGACAUGGCUAAAACGAAUAUUAAUGUUGUAAUUCAAUGUGUAUACACGAUUUAAGGUUCAAAAACGCUGUAUUUUCCACAUACUGUGCAUGUUUGUAUCUCCUCUUUGCCUCUCUGAAACGUGCAGAUUUUUUACAAAGCUUGUAGCUCUGAACAGCGAGGUGUGCUAUGAUUGGCCAGUUAACCAGUGUGUAGUGAUUGGUCGAAUACUGCAAGUGUGUGAUGGAAAUGUAACGCCUCUUACCAUAUUUGGAACAUCAGGUUCCAAAGCAAUUGUACUGACAGGUACGCCCACCUUACUUGCGUGUACAUUUGGGCGGACUUAGUCAAAUCGCACGAACUGACGUGGAUUCGUGGGGGUGUGGCUACACGAGGCGUUUCAGGCAGGUCUGGGUGAGCAUUCGCUUUUAGAUAGAAUUCAUCUUUUGUUCUGACACUUUUUAAAAAAUUUUGUCUGUCUGUCUGUCAUCAUAUUUUUGUAAUAUAUCAGCGUUUCUGAUGGUAUUGCUAAUAUCCGCUCUAGUUUAAAGGCAUUCUUGUCAUUUAUGUUGGUGUGAGUUGUAGCUUCAUAAUGAGCCUCUGUAGGGCCGUGCUUAAGCUGUGGUAUUAAAUGGACCUUAUGUGUUGUGUAGAAUGAUUGAAGAGGGAAGUAAAAGCAGUAAGGCCAUGGUGGAGAAGAGACAGCUCUUCAUGGAGAUGAGGGCACAAAACUUUGAUGUUAUUCGUCUCUCAACGUAUAGGACGGCAUGCAAGCUACGAUUUGUUCAGAAAAGAUGCAACCUUCACCUGGUGGACGUCUGGAACAUGAUCGAAGCCUUCCGUGAUAACGGCCUGAGCACAUUAGACCACAACGCGGAGAUUAAUGUGUCACGCCUGGAGACCAUUUUGUCCUCCAUCUUUUACCAGCUCAACAAGCGGCUGCCCACCACUCACCAGAUAAACGUGGAACAAUCCAUUGGUCUGCUGCUAAACUUCAUCGUGGCUACUUAUGACAGUGAAGGCCAUGGGAAACUUACAGUGUUUGCCAUGAAGGCAAUGCUAGCUACCAUGUGUGGGGGUAAAAUACUUGACAAAAUACGUUAUAUAUUUUCCCAGAUAUCAGACUCGAAUGGCGUGAUGGUCUUUGCCAAGUUCGACCAGUUCCUGAGGGAAGUGCUGAAGCUCCCCACGGCAGUAUUCGAGGGACCUUCGUUCGGAUACACCGAGCACUCUGUGAGAACAUGCUUCCCUCAGCAGAAGAAGAUCUUGCUGAAUACGUUUUUGGACGUGUUGAUGGCAGAUCCACCCCCACAGUGCCUCGUCUGGCUACCUCUCAUGCACCGACUCGCUAAUGUAGAGAACGUCUUCCAUCCAGUGGAAUGUUCGUAUUGCCGGAGUGAGAGCAUGAUGGGUUUCCGGUACCGCUGCCAGCAGUGCCAUGGCUACCAGCUUUGUCAGAGCUGCUUCUGGCGUGGUCAUGCCAGCGGUCCCCAUAGCAACCAGCACCAGAUGAAGGAACACUCCUCAUGGAAGUCUCCAGCAAAGAAGCUCAGUCAUGCCAUCAGUAAAUCUCUGGGCUGUAUGCCGAUUGGAGAGCCCCCUCACCCGGUUUUCCCAGAGGCAGCUGAAAGACCUCAGGACCUGGUGCACACCACUAACACUCUGGAGAGUCCCAGCAGACUGGAUGAAGAACACCGUCUCAUCGCUCGAUACGCCGCUCGCCUGGCGGCCGAGGCCAGCAACUCCACUCAAUGCCCUCCAACAGAUCUGAGUUUUAACUUUGAUGCUAACAAGCAACAGAGACAGCUCAUCGCUGAGUUGGAGAACAAAAAUAGGGAGAUACUUCAGGAAAUCCAGCGUUUGCGUCUAGAACAUGAGCAGGCGUCACAACCCACCCCGGAGAAAGCCCAGCAAAACCCCACUCUACUGGCAGAGCUGCGACUGCUGCGGCACAGAAAGGACGAGCUGGAGAGGCGCAUGUCGGCCCUGCAGGAGAGCAGACGAGAACUCAUGGUUCAGCUUGAAGGUCUCAUGAGACUGCUGAAGGAUGAAGAGCAGAAACAGGCAGUUCAGACGGGGGGCUCACCCCACUCAUCUCCCAGCCACAGUGCCAGCUGCACCAUGCCUAUGCCCAUCCGCUCCACCUCGGCCGGCUCAACCCCCACACACACACCGCAGGACUGCCUGGCAGGGGUCGGAGAUGACGUGCUGGAUGCCUUCUCUCAGGGUGUACCAAGAAAUCUCCGUAAUGAUCUUCUGGUGGCUGCAGACUCCAUCACCAACACCAUGUCGUCACUCGUGAAAGAACUUCACUCAGUGGAUGACGGACUGGAGGAAGAAGAGGAGAACAUGCGUAAUGGAAGAGAGAAAGAAGAAAGAAAAUCAUACAGAUUUGACAUGAGGCUGAGUCAGAGUAAAAGAAUAUAGAAUAAUUCAUUGUCAUCACUGAAGCAUUCUGGGAAAAGGCACUCCACCCCUUCAUUCUAAGCGCCUGGAUGUGACUGGAAAAAACCAGCGUUCACGGCAUUAGCACACAGACCAAUGCAUGCUCUUCCCCGACUGGAUUUCACUAUGUGAAACUCUUCAUCACACCUUGCACAGAGCAAGUUGUAUUUAUUAGAAACUAUAUAAAUAUAUAUAUAUAAAUAUAUACAUAGCUCUAUAUGUUUCUUUGUAUAAAGUCAUUGUAAUCAUGUUAUCCAUAACAUCAAGAGAAUGGCUUGUUUGUGCUUUCUUAAAAAAAAAGAAAAUGAAUUCGUGAUCUCAGAAACAAUGGCACUGUGCAUCUUCACGACGUCACCGGGACCAUCAGAUUCCCGCACGGGACAGCUUUUUUAUUUCGUCUGACUAGUGAUGAUUCUUUGUGUUUGAGUUGUAUUGCAUGGAUCGGUGGAUACGGCUUGGAAUUGCUCUGCAUGUGGCGUUUAUUCCGACCGACGUGUGUGGUGCCUGCUAUGUCACUUCUUGUAAACAUCGUCACGUUGGAAACCGCUGCUUCUGCACUACACGCAUCGAAACCAUCGUAUAUCAGGGAUGUCUCGUGGAGCUCACCGUUCGUCUGCGAUUUCCGUGUUCAGUUUUGCCCGCUGUCGUGGAUGCUGUUUUGAAAGCUUCGGUAUCGCUUCUUAGUUUAGAUUAUGGCUUAAGUAUCUUCAAUCUCCACUAUUUUUGGAGUUUAUAAUGGAACUUGGAUUUACGUUCCGUAUAUCCAUAAACCAGCUUAGCCAGACAUUUUUGAGUGCACACGUCUCUCUGUAAAAGUGACUUCAAAAGCUUUAUUGAGUUAACAGUCGUGUAUGCUCGUGUGAUAUAAAUGAAACCAGUGCUCAGGGACUGUCGACAGAGAGCGAGGGGGGUGCAAUAGCCACAUUUGUGGGUGGAAUAUUCUGAGGUCGCAUGUUGAAGAUUAGCACAGAUAAUAAACAAACUUCAUGGAUGUAAUGGAAUGGCUGACAGGGGUAAACAGAACUGAUGUUGUGCAUCGGAAAUGCAGUGUUAGGACAACUAUGAUAUGUAUAGAUCUUAUAGCUUUAUUGUCACAAUGAAGGUUAUAAGAUAAACAUACUGUACUUGAAUCAGAAGGAUUUCGGGUUUAAUUAUUAUGUUUAUCUGGUUAUUAUAAGUAUGUUAUUGUGUUAUAAUUGUGCUUUGUUCUUUGUCAGUUUGGUUCGAUAUAACAAUAAUGAACAUUAUAAAAUGACAAUAUUUUGACUGCUAACAUUUGAAUAAGAUCAAUCCAUUGAGCGACACGUUUCUAUGAAUUUUGGUGUUGAAUAUUAUAAGAAUUCUUCAAAAAGGUACCAUAAAUGGACAAUAUGGUUCAUUUUCUGUUCGUUCAUUUUCAUAAAUAGCUUGUAAGAAAGUAUCUUGAAUGGUUUAAAUAUAAACUGUGAGGUCUCAUUUGAUAUUUUACACUGGAUUUCAAAGUGUCGCUUCUGUAAUAGUGGUUGCAAUGAAAUUUGCUUUUUCAAAUCUAUUUUUACGUCAUAGUGCUUGUUCUAUGUUUCAAGGAAUAUUAAAUGUUAUUGAGAGAAUGUGGGAUGAGCUCUGAUAAAUAAUUGUCUUUGAAUGACAUUGUACACACCGGUUGAAUGCCUCUCAGACGGAACGUUUGAUUGUUCGAUUCUGUUCCAACAUUUGCUACAAAUAUGAAUGCAAUCUUCUGAUGUAGGUGUGUGCCUAGAUGUACUGUAUAAAGUGCUGUAAAAAUAAAAUAUCCUGCACAUGUGCAAGUCAGCCCUUAGAUAGGAGUUUUAGUAUGUGACUUAGUCGGAAUGCAGUCAUUAUUUACAUGUGAUCUUUAAAAAAGUUAUUGUUCUGCCUUUAAAAGUUGUGCCAAACGGUUUGCCAACAUGUAGUGUGUCCUUUAGGUCUCUGUUCUGUGUAUUUGUGUGUGUUAAACAAUGUUUCAUUAAUUAUGAAUUUACUGAAGCAGUCCACAGAGAGGCUCACUAAUAACGGGGUGCCUUAAAUGGUUGAAACACAAUACAGCUUAAGGAGAGGGAAACCUGCUUGAAAUCAAUUUCAAGCAUCAUUGCAAAUUUAUAUGUUACAGAUGGGCCUCCAGAAGUGGACCUCCGGUGUUAGUCAAAGGAAUUUUAAAGGGAUAGCUCACCCCAAAAUAAAAAUUGAACUCACUCCAACCCUGGCUUGAUAGUAGAGGGUUGUCCCACCUCAUCUUGAAUUACAGAAAGGCUUAAACAAGAGAAUUUUCGUUUUUGGGUGAACCCCCUUUAAAAAAAUAAAAAUCAUUGUUUUAAUGACACCUGUGUAACCAAAACUAUCAGAUUAAGCUACACUGUUUAAUUUACAUUUAUUUCAAUGUUUUACUGCUGUAUACAAUCAUUAAUUGUAAUGUCUAUAUUUGAGUUUUUGUCACUGCUGUCUUUUUGUAAACUAUUAAAGGUUAAAACAUGAGACAAAUUUAAAGGACUGUG